AUGUCUGGUUCAAACAUGAAGCAUCUCACCGGCGUCUUUCGAGCAACCGAUUCCCACAAAGUCACACGCAAUCGAAAACCUGUCUCAUGCACAACAUGCCAGAAACGCAAGUCAAAGUGUGAUCGUGCAAAACCAUCCUGCAGCGCCUGUCAGAAGCGUGGCGACACAAAGCCUUGUGUCUACGGAGACGCGAGUGUUUCUGAGGACAAGCGGGAUAUGCAGCUCAAGGUUGCUAAGCUGGAAGAGAUGGUGAUGCGUCUUGCUGCUGCGUCAGAAGCCUCAGGUACUCAAAAUAGUGCGACUGGGAGAGCAGAUGUCAGUGGAGCUUAUCCGCGACGUGUUGAGGAGGGAUCGGAUGCCGAGUAUCACGGAGAGACUUCGUGGGAGGCUGUCUUCCAGAGCAUCCACGAUAUCCAGAAUGUUCUCAGCACGCAGGAUGAGCUUGAUCACCAUGGCGAGCUGGAGGCUAUACUUCCUGCACCGGAUAUCGCCAUCGGAGGAAUCUCUCCCCUCACUAUUCACGAUGUCUGCAGCAGUAUGCCCUCUCGUCAAGACGCCGACAUAGUCGUCGAAUCAUAUUUCAACUCAAAGUUCCUCGCUGUUCCUGUUCUUCACCAGCAUCACUUCUGGCGCCGCUACGAACUUCUCUGGACCGAUCCUCAAAGUGCUAAUUUCCUAUGGCUGAGUAUCAUGUUUUCUGUACUCAGCCUCGGUGCUUUGACUUGUAAGGUCAAAUACCCCAGUCUCGAGACCGUGCAGGAGCCCAAGUUCUACAUACAACGCUCAGCUCAAUGUCUCGUGACUGGAGGUUAUCUCAAAGCCAAGCCAUAUUCCGUCGAGGCCCUCAUGAUGUACGCUCACUCACGUAAUGUGUCCAAGCAAGACUCCGAUGCAACGAUAUGGUCUCUCUACUCACUGUCUGUUCGCCUCGCUCAGCGAAGAGGUUACCAUCUUGACGCAGCCAGAGUAUCUCCUCAUAUAAAACCCUUUGAGGCUGAGAUGAGACGGCGAACAUGGUUUAUGGUGCAGACUUCUGAUCUUCUAUUUUCAUUCCAGCUUGGUAUGCCUCCUAUGGUAUAUCAAGAAGUCUGCGAUGUCGGCCAUCCCCGCAACUUAUCUGAUGAUGAUUUUGAUGAGGACACAGACGUACCUCAAUCGCGUCCUCCGUCUGAACCUACUCCUAUUCUGGCUUGGCAGACUAAGUCUCAUCUUUGUCGCUUGCUGCGUCGUGUUCUUCGACAUGCCCUUCGUGUCGAAACGCCGCCUUACGAGGAAACGAUGGGUCUUCAGGCCGAGCUGGAGGCAUAUCACAGCAGUGUUCCAGAAUGCUUCCACAUCCGUCCAAUAUCCUCUACGCCUGAUGAAAUUCCCGGCUACACCAUCAUGCACCGACUAAUCAUAGAAGUAUCAUAUCUGAAAACCAUCUGCGUGCUUCACCGCCCCUACCUCAGCGUCGACAAGAACCAAGAACGAUACCAAGCAUCCCGUGUUCUCUGCCGCGAUGCAGCUUCACGAGUUGUCGACCUUCACCUCGAAUUUGAACACGAGGUUCGGGAAGGGGGUCGUAUGUAUAACGAUCGCUUCUUGCUCUCCAGUCUCACUAUGCACGAUUUCCUGGUCGCAGCCAUGAUUCUAUGUCUGGAUCUUUAUGAAUCAACAGAUAUAACCCCGCAGGACCGUAUACACCGAUUUCAGAUACUCGAGCGUGUCUACAAGAACUGGGAAGUACGCGGCAACCACUCUAGAGACGCAAGGCACGGCGCAAAAGUCAUUCGUGCGGUUCUCAACCGCAUCGAGAUUACAGUGAACACUGCAUCCAAAAUCGCGGGCCCCGACAUGGCCACCACAUCUUAUCUUUGCAAUGAGCCCACCACAGAGAGUGGGAUUCCAGACAUGGCUAUGCCGGAUCUCAACUACUAUGGUGAAUAUGAAGAGUUCCUCCCUUUGAAUAGUUUCUUUGGCCCUGUCGAUGGGCUUGACUGGAUAUUCAUCGGUCAACUCUAG
Messenger RNA from Fusarium sp. VM40, 2004 nucleotides. The record is from the annotation of a GenBank genome assembly. NCBI's taxonomy places the organism in Eukaryota, Fungi, Ascomycota, Sordariomycetes, Hypocreales, Nectriaceae.